AUGUCAACAUUUCUAUUUUUGUUUCAUCUUUCUUUUGUAAUUACUCGAGUUCUAUCUACGUGCCUCGUGCUUGUGCCCACAUUCACGCAUAUGUCUUUCUCUCUGAUUGGAGAUGUGAGUGCCAGGAAAUAUUCACUCCAAUCCUUCUUUUUUUUUUUUUUUCCCCCCAAUGUUCUUUCUUCCCACCCGCAAUACCCCCCACCGGCAGCCACAACCCUUCUUUCCCCCUACCACCUGCAAUUGUCCUUAAACAGUGGUUCUUUUACCCAGCAAUCCUUCUCCUCCACCUAUAAUCCUUUUCUCUACCAAACCACAAUUGUUCCUUUCCCCCUACACACGUUCCUACUUUCCUCCACCUGUAAUCCUUCUCUUCAAACAAUUCUCCCCUACAAUCCUUCUCUUCUACACCCACGAUCCUUCUCCCGCCCCAUGAUCCUUCUUCACUCCCCCCACGAUCCUUCUUCCCCCCCCACAAUCCUUCUUUCCCACCACCCACAAUCCUUCUUUCUCACCACCCACAAUCCUUCUUCACUCCCGCCCACUAUCAUUCUUACCUUCACCCAUGAUCCUUUUCUUCCCAAUCCAUAUUUUUUAAUUGAAAUUCCUUCUGCCUUUCAUUUGUCAUUUCUUCUCUUUCAUUUAAUUUUUCUUCCUUUUGUCUUUUUCUCUUUCUUUUUCUUUCGCUUUCCUUUUUUCCUUUCCUUUCCUUUUUUCUUUUCCUUUCCUUUUUUCUUUUCCUUUCCUUUUUUCCUUUCCUUUCCUUUUUCCUUUCCUUUCCUUUUUCCUUUCCUUUCCUUUUUCCUUUUUUCCUUUUUUUUUUUUUCCUUUUUUCCUUUCCUUUCCUUUUUUCCUUUCCUUUCCUUUUUUCUUUUCCUUUCCUUUUUUCCUUUCCUUUCCUUUUUCUUUUCCUUUCCUUUCCUUUUUUCCUUUCCUUUCCUUUUUUCCUUUCCUUUCCUUUUUUCUUUCCCUUUCCUUUUUUCUUUCCCUUUCCUUUCAUGUUUUCUUUCUUUUUCUUUCUUUUUUAAAAUUUCCUUUCAUUUUUUCUUUCAUUUUCCUUUCAUUUUUUUCUUUCAUUUUCCUUUCAUUUUUUCUUUCAUUUUCCUUUCAUUUUUUUCUUUCAUUUUCCUUUCUUUUUUUCUUUCAUCUUCCUUUCUUUUUUCUUUCAUCUUCCUUUCUUUUUUUUCUUUCUUUUCCUUUUUUCUUUCAUUUUUCUUCCUUAUUUUUUCAUUUUCCUGUUCUUAUUUUUCCUUUUUCUUUUCUUUUUUUUUAUAUUCAUUUUUCUUUCUUUUUCUUCCUUUUUACUUUUUCUUCUUUUCCUUUUUCUUACAUUUUUCUUUCUUUUUUGCUUUUUUCUUUCCUUUUCAUUUAUUUUUCUUCCUUUUCCUUUCCUUUUUCUUUUUUCUUUCUUUCUAUUUCUUUUUAUCUAGACUUUCUUUAGAAGCAUUCCUUUGUUCUCUGUUAAAUGUAACUGAUGAUAAUAUUGAUUUGAUUGCUAUUGUAUUUUCAUUUCUAUCUAUCUAUCUAUCCAAUAUUUAUCUAUCUAUCUCUGUUCAAUAUCUAUCUAUCUAUCUAUCUAUCUAUCUAUCUCUGUUCAAUAUCUAUCUAUCUAUCUAUCUAUCUAUCUAUCUCUGUUCAAUAUCUAUCUAUCUAUCUAUCUAUCUAUCUAUCUAUCUCUGUUCAAUAUCUAUCUAUCUAUCUAUCUAUCUAUCUAUCUCUGUUCAAUAUUUGUCCAUCUUAGUAUUCCAUUUACUCAUUACCAGAAUUUGA
Molecule: messenger RNA, 1767 nt
Organism: Acanthosepion pharaonis
Lineage: Eukaryota; Metazoa; Mollusca; Cephalopoda; Sepiida; Sepiidae
Source: the annotation of a GenBank genome assembly